AUGGCAAUUCGAACCUCACUUUCGAUUGCGUUCCUCUGCAAUACAGCAUUUGCUUCAUUUUACGAAGGCUCUCUUUUUGCCCGCGCAAUUGAUUGUUCUCCAUCAUCAUCAACGGGGCUCAAGUCUGAAUGCUGGAAGCAGCUAAACGUAUCAGACUACAUCACAAAGUGGCUCGCUGAGAAUGGAACCAAAGCUGACUGCGACAACUUGGGCUUUGCUCAAUGUUUUCUUGCGUUCAAUGGCUACGGCGGCCGAACCUGCGAUACCCUUACUCGAGACACGUGUGAGGGGUUCGAGACUGUUGGAUCCGCAGCUACAUACUACUCGCCACAACAAUUCUACACGCUCUGGAAUAUCUACGCCAUAUACCAAUUUUUCAAUCAAUACUCGGAGGCUCUGUGGAAUGGGCAUUCGCUCGCUUCUGAUACAAUAGGGGAUAUUGUUGCCACUGUAUCACCCUCUACCGACCCAGAAGUCCCAAGCAACCUUUUGUGGACGGCGAUAUCAGGUGGCUUCUGGCUCGCUGCUGCUAGUGGUGUCAACCCAAUUCUAAGCGAAAUCGCCACAGGGCUGGCUGUUGUUACAGGAAUGAGUUCUUUUUUCAUGACUUCAGUAAAAGGCUCUUCCAAUGCACGAUUCGUCACCCUAGGCCAAAUUGGUAGCAGCCUCGCUGAGCUUGUUCUCAAUUAUCAAAACGGGCUGCAGGAUUCUUUGAAGGAGCUACAAGGCAACAGCACCUUGUUUUUGGCGGCGACGGAGCCUGGUGGCUUCAGUGAGCGCGCUGCGGCCAGCCUCAAUCUCGAAUCGACCUCGCUGUACCACGACUUGCAGCUAUACACCCUCUCAUUGGCAUUGAAGGCAAACGGAAUUGUUUCUACUCGAUCUACGGGAGUGAAUGUACUCGAAUAUGCUCCGAAAACAAACGGCGCGAUAUCGUGUCCUGAACUCGGCCCUGCCGGUAACUGUUACCAAUUCUGGCUCGACCCGGAUACGGGUAACACAUACGCACUUCAUAACCCUAAGGACACUGAAAACACCUACGUCGAUGUUCUGAACAAGAUUCACGACAAAGGCUGGGCCAACUUAAGCGAAAUCUUCAAAGUGGAGGAUUGUACGGGAAAGGAUCCGAGUUUCGACGGCAAGACCAAGGUGACUUGCCUGGCUUCGCACGGCUAUUGUGAAUACGACUAUACUGAUCAAUCCACUGUCACCGAAGUGAGAACAGCCAACAAGCAGUUUACUAACUGCGAUAACGACAAGGAAUGGGGCUAUCUUUGUGACUGGAUGUAUGGCGGCCUUGUUCUUCCUGAGUCUUAUUUGGGACCACUCCUGACAUACACAGGGGAAGCUUGGUGCAGGAGGUCUUAG
Colletotrichum navitas is the source of this 1368-nucleotide messenger RNA. RefSeq lists its product as uncharacterized. Bases 1 to 1368 code for a protein of 455 amino acids. The record is from RefSeq and is a predicted model, not a curated record. The transcript has a single exon. Lineage: Eukaryota; Fungi; Ascomycota; Sordariomycetes; Glomerellales; Glomerellaceae.